Sinocyclocheilus rhinocerous is the source of this 952-nucleotide messenger RNA. RefSeq names its product tubby-related protein 4-like. NCBI's taxonomy places the organism in Eukaryota, Metazoa, Chordata, Actinopteri, Cypriniformes, Cyprinidae. The transcript has 3 exons. The coding region runs from base 64 to 657 and encodes 197 amino acids. The record is from RefSeq and is a predicted model, not a curated record.
GGAGCAGAGAGGUUCAGCAAGAAGGGACGUAAGAGGCUUGACAGUAGGGCAGAAGAGGCAAAUAUGUCUGGAGUCUCUGAAGGGAAAUCCAAAAAAGAGAGUCGCACACUCUCUGACUUCAAUUCCCUGAUCUCCAGCCCAAGACUUGGCAGCAGGGAAAAGAAGAAACCUAAAGGGCAGAAAGAGCCGUUGAACAAGGCCAAGAAACUGAGUAGGACCUCCAAUGAGUUCCAGGACAGCUCUGAGAGUGAGCCUGAGCUCUUCAUCAGUGGUGACGAGUUGAUGAACCAAAGCCAGAGCAGCAAGAAAGGAUGGAAGAGCAAACGCAAUCUUCGUACAGCAAACGAACUUGAGGAAAUCAAGUGCCGUAAAGCUAACGAGAGAGAGGAUCGUAGUCUUGGCAGCCAAGGCUUUGUCUAUGUCAUGGCCAACAAGCAGCCAUUGUGGAACGAAGCCACCCAGGUUUACCAGCUUGACUUUGGAGGACGGGUGACACAGGAGUCAGCCAAAAACUUUCAGAUUGAGCUUGAUGGACGCCAGGUAAUGCAGUUUGGCAGAAUCGAUGGCAAUGCAUAUAUCCUGGAUUUUCAGUAUCCAUUCUCAGCAGUACAGGCAUUUGCUGUGGCCUUGGCCAAUGUAACUCAGAGACUUAAAUAGAAAACCUCUCCAGCAAUCUUGUCCUCGAGUACAGAUGGACUGAAAAAGAGUUUAUUGUUAAUUGCAGAUUGUGAGAAAAAUUACAUUCUCUGCUGCCAUGACGUCUGUGCAAUGUCGGUUAGUAGCUGAGAGAUCUGGUCACUCUCAGGCAACGCGUACACAAGACGUAGACAGGUGGUCCGAAAAUAGAUGUAGUGCUUUAAAGUACCUUUUUGUUAACAAAGGUACAAGCUGAUUUAAGGUUCCACCUAAAAGGUGGUUGGUAUACAUCUGAAAAAAGUUAAUAUUUGUGUAU